GCAAUGUCUCUUGACAGCGGCGGCGGCGCAGCCGGUUCCGGGUUCGGCGCGGGGCGGGGAUGUGAAUCCCGAUGGAGCGGCCCGAGGAAGGCAAGCAGUCGCCGCCGCCGCAGCCCUGGGGACGGCUCCUGCGUCUGGGCGCGGAGGAGGGCGAGCCGCACGUCCUCCUGAGGAAGCGGGAGUGGACCAUCGGGCGGAGACGAGGUUGCGACCUUUCCUUCCCCAGCAAUAAACUGGUCUCUGGAGAUCACUGUAGAAUUGUAGUGGAUGAAAAAUCAGGUCAGGUGACACUGGAAGAUACCAGCACCAGUGGAACAGUGAUUAACAAGCUGAAGGUUGUUAAGAAGCAGACAUGCCCUUUACAGACUGGGGAUGUCAUCUACUUGGUGUACAGGAAGAAUGAACCGGAACACAACGUGGCAUACCUCUAUGAAUCUUUAAGUGAAAAGCAAGGCAUGACACAAGAAUCCUUUGAUACCUCAGGUGCAGGUGCAGGGCGAGGGGCCGAUCCCCGGGUCCCUCCGUCGUCGCCCGCCACUCAGGUGUGCUUUGAGGAACCACAGCCAUCAACAUCGACGUCAGACCUCUUCCCCACAGCCUCGGCCUCUUCCACGGAGCCUUCUCCUGCAGGGCGAGAGCGUUCCUCCAGUUGUGGGUCUGGGGGUGGUGGCAUCUCCCCUAAAGGAAGUGGUCCCUCUGUGGCAAGUGAUGAAGUCUCCAGCUUUGCCUCAGCUCUCCCAGACAGAAAGACUGCGUCCUUUUCGUCGUUGGAACCCCAGGAUCAGGAGGAUUUGGAGCCCGUGAAGAAGAAAAUGAGAGGAGAUGGGGACCUUGACCUGAACGGGCAGUUGUUGGUCGCACAACCGCGUAGAAAUGCCCAAACCGUCCACGAGGACGUCAGAGCAGCGGCUGGGAAGCCAGACAAGAUGGAGGAGACGCUGACAUGCAUCAUCUGCCAGGACCUGCUGCACGACUGCGUGAGUUUGCAGCCCUGCAUGCACACGUUCUGCGCGGCUUGCUACUCGGGCUGGAUGGAGCGCUCGUCCCUGUGUCCUACCUGCCGCUGUCCCGUGGAGCGGAUCUGUAAAAACCACAUCCUCAACAACCUCGUGGAAGCAUACCUCAUCCAGCAUCCAGACAAGAGUCGCAGUGAAGAAGAUGUGCAAAGUAUGGAUGCCAGAAAUAAAAUCACUCAAGACAUGCUGCAGCCCAAAGUCAGGCGGUCUUUUUCUGAUGAAGAAGGGAGUUCAGAGGACCUGCUGGAGCUGUCAGACGUUGACAGUGAGUCCUCAGACAUUAGCCAGCCAUACGUCGUGUGCCGGCAGUGUCCUGAGUACAGAAGGCAGGCGGCGCAGCCUCCCCACUGCCCAGCACCCGAGGGCGAGCCAGGAGCCCCACAGGCCCUGGGGGAUGCACCCUCCACGUCCGUCAGCCUGACGACAGCAGUCCAGGAUUACGUGUGCCCUCUGCAAGGAAGCCACGCCCUGUGCACCUGCUGCUUCCAGCCCAUGCCCGACCGGAGAGCGGAGCGCGAGCAGGACCCGCGUGUCGCCCCUCAGCAGUGUGCGGUCUGCCUGCAGCCUUUCUGCCACCUGUACUGGGGCUGCACCCGGACCGGCUGCUACGGCUGCCUGGCCCCGUUUUGUGAGCUCAACCUGGGUGACAAGUGUCUGGACGGCGUGCUGAACAACAACAGCUACGAGUCAGACAUCCUGAAGAAUUACCUGGCAACCAGAGGUUUGACAUGGAAAAACAUGUUGACCGAGAGCCUCGUGGCUCUCCAGCGGGGAGUGUUUCUGCUGUCUGAUUACAGAGUCACGGGAGACACCGUUCUGUGUUACUGCUGUGGCCUGCGCAGCUUCCGUGAGCUGACCUAUCAGUAUCGGCAGAACAUUCCUGCUUCCGAGUUGCCAGUGGCCGUAACAUCCCGUCCUGACUGCUACUGGGGCCGUAACUGCCGCACUCAGGUGAAAGCUCACCACGCCAUGAAAUUCAAUCAUAUCUGUGAACAGACAAGGUUCAAAAACUAAGCAUCCAGAGGCCCUGAGCAGCUUUCAGCACUGGAGGUGAAGAGAGCGUGUUUUUAAAAUACAGAGACAAGCACGUCAAGGUGUUUUCACAGCCCCCUGAGGGAAGGGACGCAGGGUCUCCGACAGGUGCUCUGGGGUGACUCUUCUGUGGAGCUUUACCCUCUGAGUGAGACCCUCCCCAGAGCCCCGGGGGCCGCAGCCCGCCCUCCUGGUGAGCGCUGGGCAGGGCUCGUGGUGGCAUCAGCAGCAGAGACGAAGCCUUUCUGUAACAUGCGGCCGUCCCGCCGAGAGGGGCAGUUUUGCUCUUUUGUACAUUUUCCGAAACUACAGUUAAAGCAGAAGUCUGUUUUUAGGAAAAGUUUCAAGGGAGAAGGGCAAGUUUAUCAAAAACAUUGUUUCAGGAGAAGGGAGCAUAAGUUUACAGCCUACAGGACGUACACAAUAUCCUGCUGCUGGGAAAACCACAGCAUUUUAUCUAUUUUUUAUUUUAAUAGGUUUGGUGCUUAUCUUCUAAUAAGAUUUAAAUGUCACAAACUGUAGCACAAAUAAUAUAAUUUAUAAUUUACAAAUUGACUAAAAUUGGGUAUAGUAUGGUAUUUGAAAGAAUAAGCAUAUGCUUCUGUUUAUUAAAAAAAGAAACCUUCCAAUGUCCAAAACUGCUAACCCUCGACGUGGCCGCCAAGUUAGUCGCUCCUUGCUAACCGGUGAGUGACCGCGGCCCCGAGCCUGGGGCUGGACGCAGGUCCCAGGACAUGCUGCUCCCUUGUGUGAGUGACCGCGGCCCCGAGCCUGGGGCUGGACGCAGGUCCCAGGACGUGCUGCUCCCUUGUGUGAGUGACCACGGCCCCAAGCCCAGGGCUGGAGGCAGGUCCCAGGACGCGCCGCUCCCUCAUGCUGCCCGGGCCCUUCCUCCAAGACCCUACAGAGCCUGAGGGGCACCUUGGCUUCCGCCUGUGCUAGCUUUGCCAUGUCAUCUGGAAUAAUACUUGAAAUUUUGAUUUUUGGAAAAAAAAGUUUUUUAUCUUUUGUUGAAAUCACCUGUUAUCCUUGUUUGUAAACUGAUAACUUUUUUGCUUCUUCUCAGGAAUACAGUUUUCAACUGUUGUCUUGCUCUUGAUAGAAACUGAGAAGCAGCAAUCUGUAUUUGUGGAGGAAAGUCCUCUCUUUUGCAUAUUCUAAUAAAUGAGCCGCGUUUGCUCCUCCGCUCUCGUGUUGGGCUCGUGUCUGGGGCUGCCUCACUUCCCCAUGCGAGGGAGGCAGGCCCCAUGCAGAGUGAGCUCCGAGUGCCUCACUGCUAGUGAUGGUCACUCUGUCACCUGCUGUCCCUCAGUGACUCCUGUGAAACCUGCUCAGGUCUCUUCAUUCUGCCAAUGCUGGGAAGCCACAACCUGUUCAUCCAGUGUGGAGGCUUUGUCUUCAGCUGAGCACCAGAAGAAGCCACAAUGCAGAGACCCUGAGUUUGUGCAAGGGUGGGGCUGAGAGGGGAGGUCCCGUGUUAGUGCAGGGGUGAGGCCGGGAGGGGAGGUCCCGAGUUUGUGUAGGGGCGAGGCUGAGCAGGGAGGUUCUGAGUUAGUGCAGGGGCGAGGCUGAGCAGGGAGGUCCCGAGUUAGUGCAGGGGCGAGGCUAAGGGGGAGGUCCCAAGUUUGUGCAGGGGUGAGGCUGAGCAGGGAGGUCCCAAGUUAGUGCAGGGGCGAGGCUGAGAGGGGAGAUCCCGAGUUUGUGCAGGGGCGAGGCUGAGAGGGGAGGUCCCUAGUUAGUGCAGGGGUGAGGCCGAGAAGGGAGGUCCCAAGUUUGUGCAUGGAUGAAGCCAAAAGGGGAGUUUGCACGUUUGUGCAGGGGUGAGGCCAAGAAGGGAAGUCUUGAGUUGGUGCAGGGGUGAGGGAGAGGGGAGGUCCUGAGUUUGUGCAGAGGCGAGGCUGAGAGGGGAGGUCCCUAAGUGCAGGGGUGAGGCCGAGAGGGGAGGUUGCAAAUUUGUGCAGGGGUGAGGCCAAGAGGGGAGGUCCUGAGUUAGUGCGGGGGUGAGGCCGAGAGGGGAGGUCCUGAGUUUGUGCAGAGGCGAGGCUGAGAGGGGAGGUCCUUAGUGCAGGGGUGAGGCUGAGAGGGGGAGGUCCCAAGUUUGUGCAGGGGUGAGGCCGAGGGGAGGUUGCAAGUUUGUGCAGGGGUGAGGCCAAGAGGGGAGGUCCUGAGUUAGUGCGGGGGUGAGGCCGAGAGGGGAGUUCCUGAGUUUGUGCAGAGGCGAGGCUGAGAGGGGAGGUUGCCAGUUUGUGCAGGUGCGAGGCUGAGAGGGGAGGCUGGCAUUCGCCAAUGAAGUGGGCUGGGGCUACCCUGCGUCUGUGUCUUAGAGAGAUCGGUUGAUACUCACUCUUCCCCUUCCCAUCUCCAAAAAGUAGAAACAAGAACACUUGCCCUGUAGAGGAUGCUGGUCUUUCCUCAGGACCAGCUGCACCUGUCCAGGAAGGGCAGGCAGCUCAGAGAGCCUCUGGGCUCCAGGUGUCCUAGGGACUCACUCCUGCUUCCUUAGUCCUUCAGAGAAGUCCAACUCCUGGCCCACUGUGAAGAGGAUUUCUACCUGGAGCAGUCGGAACAGCUUGGGUUUGGCUGUGAUGUGAGGGAGGAGGCCUUGGGAGCAGGGCAGUUAUCCUCCCAGCGUGGUAAGGAGCCGUGUUUUAUGGAGGCAGGGAGAUCAGGGCAGUUACUCCUCGGGUGUGGUAAGGAGCUGUGUUUUAUGGAAGCAGGUGGCCGUGAACUCAUUCCGUCUUUUCAUGAGCUUCUGUACUUCCUCGUCCUCAAGACCCAGCCAUCCCACCCAGCAAAACUGACCGGCUGUGGUGGUUUUGGAGCCCUGCUCUCCUUGUGGGGUGGCUGCGUGGGUCGUCCACAGGCUUUCUGGAGGACAGCCUGGUGCUGCUGCAGAUCCCACUGCUUCUUCCUGGCUCCUUGGCCCAGCCUUGGGACAAACCCAGGGCAGGGCUGCAGCUGCCCGCUGGCCCCACAGACCGUCUCCCCACGCACUCCUCAUCUGCGGCUCCCUCUGUGCUCCCUGGUGCCCCUCAGAAGCGGGGGUCAGCCCUGCCCACCCCUCCGUGUGCUGCCCAGGCUCCAAGCCAGGGAAGGGGGCCUCAGGUUCUAGGUGAACCCGUCCACCCCAGUGAGGCCUCUCUGGGAUGGCCUCUGUCAUAGCUUCUGACUGCAGCCAGGAAGUCUGGGCAGAUUGGCUUAAAACAGACUGAGGGAUUCAGGCCAACCCUCCUCCCUAGGCCAGCUACAAAGGCUGUUUUAAAUCUGCUUUAAGUCAUCUUAAUGACCUCAGGGCCAGCAGGAUGGGAGUGGUCGGGCCCAGGUGUGAGAGCCGGGGUCCAGGGGCUGCUCCCAGCACCACACGGCCUUCACCCCAGGGGUGUGGCCAAGGCAGAGAGGCAGCUGAGUUUGGAAGGGGCUUCCGCCAGCAAGGGUUUCCUGGUGACAGCCCCCCAGCUUCGGGCUGGCAGGCUGGGAGAGUGGAGCAAUGCUGGCCCUGAGGCAGCUGCAGCCGGCUCCCUGAAGAGGCCCCAGAGUCACUGCCAGGGCCGCUAGGUUGCCGGGAGCCCUGCACUGGGAAGGGAAGGAAAGCAUGAGAACGGAGGGGAUUUAGGAAAGUAGAUCGUCCCUCCAGCCUGGCUUGAUGGGGAAACCAGAACGCUGUCCCCGCGGCCGUGCCCGCCCUCUGCCUCCACGUGGGCUCCGUUUUGGCAUGCACGCUAGCUCCUGCGCCUUCUGAGGGCGGCUGCAGCCGUGUAGAGAAGCCGGGUCUUGCCUCCCUGAGGACGGAGGGCCGCAUGCAGAGCACAGCCUAGCCCUGCAGAUCCGCGCGCUGACCAGCAGCAGGACGGAGCCGGGUGAUCUUCGGGGGAGCCACCUCCAGAAACGCCUAGUGCUGGUAACUGGUAGACAGCCAUUAUUCAAGCAUCCUCUACACUUAGAAUUGAGUUACACUGAAAACAAAGGUGAUGAGUGCUCAGGACGCACUACUUUCUAGUUAGUUUACCGCACCUGCCUGUUACCUGCAGGCCCGAGGGUGUGUGCUUCUGUGGCCUGUGUGGGAUGGCACCCCUUCCAGCCUUACCCACUCAGCUCAGUUGGCCUGGUUGGAAUGGGCCCUGGGAGGAGUGUUUGCACUGUGGAAAUUGGUAAAUGCUUCAAAUCAGGGUGGUUUUUAAUUUUGCUUUUGUUUUCUUCUGAAGAGAAGGUUGUUAAACACCAGCACAGUGCUGCACCAGGCAGCCAGCAUAUAAUCAUGAGAAAUAAGUAGUUGUUUAAGCCACUGCAUUUGGGGUGGUUUAUUACAUAGUAAUGAUAACCAUAUCAUGGCCCUUGAAGGCCCAGCAUGUAUGACCCCUGCCUCCACCCCUCAGAAAACCUCUUCUCCCUACCUGCUUCUCCUGGAGCCCCUCAGGUGUUCCUCUGCUUCUCCACCGAACCAGCUAAUUCUCACAAACAGCCCCUCAGGUACCAGCCCCUCCCUCUGCAGCCUCUCCUCAUUCAGCUCCUGCAGGGCUGCCCCCACCCCGCCAGCCAGUCUAGUUUCCCCCCAGCACCUGUCACUAUCGGAAAGGAAACAUCUGUUUACCGUUUGUCUCCCCCUCUCAAAAAAAUAGAGCAGGGAUCUUGCCUGUCUGCCCACUGUUGUUUAUUUGUCUGAAAUGUUUGGCCCCAGGGCAGCAUCUACUGAUCACUGACCAGUUGGCUACUGAACGGUGAAGGUCUGAUGAGCUGAUGAGCCGUCCCCUGGGCUUGAAAUCUUUCCCGCGGCACAAACAGGCGCCCCUUCCUCUGUCGCUCACUUUUCACGGUUGUCUCCUUCUGAGGCGGUGAGUCUAGAUGGUGGGGUCUUAAAGUUCCUCACACAGAGCAGACACUUGGUCGUGCAUGUCUGUGGAAGGAAUGGACUCAGGAGAGAAUGUUGAAGGCCAGUCAGACCAGGAGUGAGUGCCGUGCGCCGUGCUGGGAGCCUGUCACUGUGAGUGCCGUGCGCCGUGCUGGGAGCCUGUCACUGUGAGUGCCGUGCGCCGUGCUGGGAGCCUGUCACUGUGAGUGCCGUGCGCCCUGCUGGGAGCCUGUCACUGUGAGUGCCGUGCGCCGUGCUGGGAGCCUGUCACUGUGAGGGCCGAGCGCCGUGCUGGGAGCCUGUCACUGUGAGGGCCGUGCGCCGUGCUGGGAGCCUGUCACUGUGAGGGCCGUGCGCCGUGCUGGGAGCCUGUCACUGUGAGGGCCGUGCGCCGUGCUGGGAGCCUGGCACUGUGAGUGCCGUGCGCCGUGCUGGGAGCCUGGCACUGUGAGGGCCGUGCGCCGUGCUGGGAGCCUGGCACUGUGAGUGCCGUGCGCCGUGCUGGGAGCCUGUCACUGUGAGUGCCGUGCGCCGUGCUGGGAGCCUGUCACUGUGAGUGCCGUGCGCCGUGCUGGGAGCCUGGCACUGUGAGUGCCGUGCGCCGUGCUGGGAGCCUGGCACUGUGAGUGCCGUGCGCCGUGCUGGGAGCCUGGCACUGUGAGUGCCGUGCGCCGUGCUGGGAGCCUGGCACUCUGAGUGCCGUGCGCCGUGCUGGGAGCCUGUCACUGUGAGUGCCGUGCGCCGUGCUGGGAGCCUGUCACUGUGAGUGCCGUGCGCCGUGCUGGGAGCCUGGCACUGUGAGUGCCGUGCGCCGUGCUGGGAGCCUAUCACUGUGAGGGCCGUGCGCUGUGCUGGGAGCCUGGCACUGUGAGGGCCGUGCGCUGUGCUGGGAGCAUGCAUUUGUGAGACCCGCCCUGCCCAGUGCUGGCCUUGAAUGUGGGUCCACUUGGGCCGCUGGAUCAAAACGCCGCAGAACAGGCGGCUUAAACAACAGAAAGUAUUUUCUCACAGUUCUGGGGCCUGGAACUCUGAGAUCAGGGUGUCAGCGGGGCCGGUUCCUCUUUGGUCUGUCUCCUUGGCUCGUGGGCAGCAUCUCCUUGAGUUCUCACGUCAUCUUCUCUUCAUGCGUGUUUGUGCCCUAAUCUCUUCCUGCGAGGACACCAGUCCUAUUGGAUUAGGGCCCACACCAGUGGCCUCAUUUUAUCUUAAUCACCUCUUUAAAGACCACACCUACUAAAACUGGAACGAUAUAGAGAAGAUUAGCAUGGCCCACGUGCAGGCAUGACACCCAAAUUCAUGACGUGUUCCAUGUCUGCAGAUACAGUCACCUCUGAGGUCCUGGGAUUUAGGGCUUGAACAUAUUGUAACACUCUGCCAUCAAAGCUCGCACGCCACGGGGUUUUAUAAAAAUUGGGUGGUUUUGUUUGUUGUUGUUUGGCAAACCCCACAUGCUGGAUACCAUUGACACUCCGUGGUGGGCUGAGCCAUGUCCCCGUCCCGCCACCACAGAUACCCGUAUCCGAUCACUUGAGCCUGUGAUGAUGUUGCCUUGCACCGUAAAAGGGGCUUUGCAGAUAUGGUGGAAUUAAGGACCUUGAGAUGAGGGGAGGAUCCUGGAUUAGCUUGUGGGCCCUCUGUGCAACAGUAGGAGUCGUUGUAAGAGGGAAGCAAGAGGCCGGGCGUGGUGGCUCACGCCUGUACUCCCAGCACUUUGGGAGGCUGAGGCGGGCGGAUCACGAGGUCAGGAGAUCGAGACCAUCCUGGCUAACAUGGUGAAACCCCGUCUCUACUAAAAAAUACCAAAAAAUUAGCCGGGCGUGGUGGUGGGUGCCUGUAGUCCCAGCUACUCGGGAGGCUGAGGCAGGAGAAUGGCUUGAACCCGGGAGGCGGAGCUUGCAGUGAACCGAGAUCGCACCACUGCACUCCCGCCUGGGCGACAGAGCGAGACUCUAUCUCAAAAAAAAAAAAAAAAAAAAAGCAAGCAAGAAGUCAAAGGCAGGAAGAGGAGGCUUGGUGACAGAGAAGAGGUGGGAGGGAUGUGCUUUGCAGAGGGAGCAAGGGCCUCCAGCCAGGAGAGGAGGGCAGGCUGUCGAAGCAGAAAAGAAAACAGAUCUCCCUGCAGGGCCACCAGAAGGAACCAGCCCUGCCUGCCCCUUCAUUUUGGACUUCCGAGCUCCAGAACUGCAAGAGAAUAAAUCUAGUUUAAGCAGCAAAGUUGGUGGUAACUUCUUAGAGCAGCCACAGGAAGCUCACUACCCCCCACACACUCAUCCCGUUUGGUUUUUGUUUUCAGGAAGGGUCCAGUCUGUCUCAGAGGUGCUGUGGUUGGAGGUGGAGUGUGGGGCAUGGCUGAGCACCCAACAUCCGCUUCACCCUCUCCCCUGCUCCCCAGCACGUUCCUUCACCCUGUAGCUCUAGGUCUCUGUGGCAGACACUCAGCUCUAACUGCUGACCUGAUGGCUCCACUUGGUGUUCAAACAUCCCAGAUUCAUGUUGUCAAAGAGAGCUGUUUCCAGUGGGGACCCCAGGCCCACCACGUACGCCCGGCAGACCUGCCCUCUCCACUGUCAGAAGAUGGCAUGGCCUCCCUGUAGCUCAGGCCCAACCCCAGGAGUCAUCCUGCUGGCUGUCCUCAGUGCCCCAGGCUUCUCUUCAGGGGCUUCUUGUGGCUCUGAUUGUUGCCCCCUCACCUCACUGCUCUUCUCCCAGAUCUGUGCGUGCAUUGGUCCUCCUUGUCACGCACGUUCAGCUCAAAUAUUACUUCCUCAAAGGUGCCUUUGAGUACUCGUUCUCCUUGCCUUUCCCUCUCCUGGGACACUGUUCCCACCAGUACCUGCAUGAUUCCUUUUUUUUCUUUUCCUUUUCUUUUUUUGUUUUUGAGACAGUGUCUUGCUCUGUUGUCAGGGCUGGAGGGCAGUGGCGCAAUGUCAGCUCACUGCAGCCUCCACCUCCUGGGCUCAGAUGAUCCUCCCACCUCAGCCUCCUGAGUAGCUGGGACUACAGGUGCACACCACCACACCCAGCUAAUUUUUAGUAGAGAGCAGGGUUUCACCAUGUUGCCCAGGCUGGUCUUGAACUCCUGAGUUCAAGCGAUCUGCCCGCCUCUACCUCCCACAGUGCUGGGAUUCCAGGCGUAAGCCGCCACGCCCAGCAACUCCGUUUCUUACUUGUUGGCUCACAUUCUCCUGAGAAGUCCUCCCUCAACCAUCGGCCUGAAAUAGCAGCGAGCCUCCCCAGGGUUGCCUCUGCCUUUUCUUGACUCUUUCUGUCACCUUCUAUGCUUGUUGUCUGGUCCCCACUAGAAUAUACCUUCUGUAAGAGCAGGGAUUUGGGACAGUGCCUAGAAUAGUACUUGCAGACAGUAGGCUACGAUAAAUAUGAAUGACGGCCCCAUGCAGAUGGUAGCCCCUCUCGCUCGAACGCUUCACCCAGUUUUAUUUUCUUUUCAUCAGUUACCGCCCUCUGAAGGUAUCCACACACAAACAUGAAACUGGACCAAAGCAGGGACCCCCCGCACGCAGAAUAGUGCUGGGCUCGCGUAAGGCACCUCAGUGGGUCCAUCAGCUGAUGCAUGGACAGACAAAAUGGGUGUAUCCAGACACUGGAGUAUCGUGCAGCGAGGAAACGUGCUGAGUGUGGAUGGACCUUAAACACACCAUGCAAGUGAAAAGGCGUCACAGAAGGCCACAUACGAUAUGAUCCCAUUUCUAUGAAAUGUCCAGAAGAGGCACAUUCAUAAAGACAGAAGGUGACUGAGUGGUUGUCGGGCUGGGUGGAGGGGAUAGGGAGUGAAUGCAAGAAGGAUCCUUCUGAGGUAACGGAAGUAUCCGGAAACUGGGUUGGAGUGAUGGGUGCACAGCUCUGCACAUUUACUACAGUCGCUGAACUGCACACACAACACGGGUAUAUUUUAUUGCAUAGAAAUUGUAUUAAAGCUGUUAAGAAUUUUACUUAGAUUAGCAUUUUUCCCACACUGUGCCAUCAACUUAGUAUAUGAUUAGAUUCAUUGUUUCUAACUGUAUUUAAAUUUAAUGUUUGUCACAUUUUGCUUGCUAAAUUUUUAAAAUUUUAAAUUACUGUGGGUACAUAAAAGGUGUAUAUAUUUAUGGAGUACCUUGAUAUUUUAAUACAGACAUACAAUGUAUAAUGAUCAACUCCCAGUAACUGGGGUAUCCAUCACCUCAAGCCUGUAUCAUUUCUUUGUUAGGAACAUUCCAGUUCCACUCUUUUUGUUAUUUAAAAAUAUACAAUACAUUAUUAUUAACUAUAUUCACCCUCCUGUGCUAUGGAAUACUAGAUCUUAUGCUAAUUAAAUGUUUUCCCUAUUUCUCCCA
Messenger RNA from Homo sapiens (human), 11228 nucleotides. RefSeq names its product checkpoint with forkhead and ring finger domains (gene CHFR). NCBI's taxonomy places the organism in Eukaryota, Metazoa, Chordata, Mammalia, Primates, Hominidae. Gene Ontology annotation, biological process: protein ubiquitination. The record is from RefSeq and is marked reviewed. Gene Ontology annotation, molecular function: ubiquitin protein ligase activity. The coding region runs from base 72 to 2030 and encodes 652 amino acids. The transcript has 18 exons. Gene Ontology annotation, cellular component: PML body.